AACCCAUAACAAAAUUCAGCAGGUGUUCAGCUUCUUUUACCUCUGGAGCCGUUUGCCGCAUGCUUUAACCCAGCCUGCUACCUGCGCGCAUGGGUAUGAUUUCAAAGUGCCAAGUGGAGCGAGAGAGAAGGCGAAUAACAUGGUCAGGAGGGAAAUGCAUAAGGAAGCGCGACUGCGAGAAUAAAAGCAGGAAAUGGGUUUAAGAAGGAACAGGUUUGCAUUUCUUUGAGGAGCGGGGCUCGCGCUCCCAGCCCUUUCUUUUACUUUUCUCUUUCUCCCUUCAAUUGCCGCGGGAGACGAAAACUGCGGGGAACCAGAUCCAUUGGAAUCCGUGAUCCCGAAGAAAGAUGCUUAAAGUUUCAGAGGGAAGCCAGAGGAGGAGGAGGAGGGCGAAAGAGACGCCGAGAGAAGUCAGCUGACCGCUUUGGCUUCACGUGACGUCCCAGUCAACAUGGCUGCGCCCAGGCACAGGCCGCUUUGGUUCGCUCUCGCUUGCUGGGCUGUGUGGCUCCGCGCCGCCGUGUGCUUGGAGGGAGGCCAAGGCACUUGUGGCUGCAGCAGCGCCAACCGGGCCAGCGGCGAAGAAGCAGCCGCGAGGAAGUACUCCCUGGAGGCGAAUGUCGCCCAUCAGCCAAGAGGCGGGCCGGAAAGCCCGCAAUGGAAAGAGGAGGGCAGGCAGAUGGCCUCUAUUCCAGCCGGAGUGUUCACGAUGGGAACUGAUGAGCCAGCUAUACAACAAGAUGGAGAGUCACCCGCCAGGAGAGUCCACAUUGACCAUUUCUUCAUGGAUCGCUAUGAAGUCAGCAAUGCAGAAUUUGAGAAGUUUGUGAAUGCCACUGGCUACCUCACAGAGGCAGAAAGAUUUGGAGAUUCCUUUGUAUUUGAAGGUGUGUUGAGUGAACAAGUGAAGACUGGAAUUCAUCAAGCUGUGGCUGUUGCUCCUUGGUGGCUGCCUGUUAAAGGAGCUAACUGGAAGCACCCUGAGGGUCCCGAUUCUAAUAUCUCAAACAGAAUGGAUCAUCCAGUUCUUCAUGUUUCUUGGAAUGACGCUGUGGCAUUUUGCAGUUGGGCAGGAAAACGGCUACCAACGGAGGCUGAAUGGGAAUAUAGCUGUCGAGGGGGCCUUGAGAAUAGACUUUUCCCCUGGGGAAACAAGCUUCACCCAAGUGGUCGGCACUAUGCUAAUAUCUGGCAGGGAGAAUUCCCUACAAGCAACACUGGGGAAGAUGGAUACCAAGGAACUGCACCCGUAACAUCAUUCCCUCCUAAUGGUUAUGGCUUGUACAACAUUGUGGGAAAUGCCUGGGAGUGGACCUCAGAUUGGUGGGGUGUUAGGCAUUCUGCAGAUGAAACAUACAAUCCGAAAGGACCCCCAACCGGGACUGACCGAGUGAAGAAAGGAGGAUCCUAUAUGUGCCACAAGUCCUACUGCUAUAGGUAUCGAUGCACAGCCCGAAGCCAAAACACCCCUGACAGCUCUGCUUCGAACCUGGGGUUCCGCUGCGCUGCUGACACUCUGCCCGACUACUUAAAGUGACAAAGGCUGGCUGGCAGCUGUGGAGGACCGAAAGAUCUCACCCGAGGCAAGAAGCGCUUAAGGAAGAGAAGGACCUUGGCUCAGUGAAGGAUGUCUUGCUUGGAAAGAUGAAAAUUGAAAUGUUAAACUUUCUGCUUUAAUGAACCUUGGCGGGAGGGGGGAAACGGGCUGGAUUUCCAUUUGUGUUUCCGGAAAUCUAGCACUGAUGUAUGGAGUAUUAACUUUGAUUGUUAUACGUCUGGGAACUGAGAAGAAUUAUGGUCAUGAAUUGAGGGGGUUCUCUCUUAAUAAGGAAAAGAAAUGUUUAGAGGCAAUUGGCUUCAACUAGGAGAUGGAUUUACAAAAGCAGGAAGUGAAAUGCUGCUUUAUUUCUUUUAAUAAUUCAGUGUGUGGCUUCCAAGUGGCCCCCCAAUACCAGAUAUGGCCUUCAGUGGCCAACUUCCUGCAAUAUCGGAAUCAACUUUGGUUUAAUUAGCCUCAUGGAUUACAGUCCUAAAUAUGCAGGCAUCAGUGUAUACAGUUUGAAUUAGUUGCAAAUAUGUUUUCAUAGAGUGUGUAGAAUCCUUAUAGGAGCUACAAAUGACCCAAAUUAGAAAAAUGUGCACAAACAAUGCAUUUAAUGUUUCCAGUUUAUCCUUGUUGCCAAAUCUAUGGUACUUUCACUAAGGAAUGAAACCUAUAUACAUGUAGUUAGGAGUAAUGUUGGCAUUUCUGGACCAAAUGUGAUUGUUGGUUGAAUGAAAGGGACAUCUGAAGUCUUGGUGUGUGGAAUGAGGAGGGGUAGGGUGAAAAUCAGACACAGUGUACACCAGAGAUGGGAAACUUGGACCCUCUAGGUGUCUUUGGAUAUUUCCUACCAAACUGCCAUUGAACUUUUGCACAUCACUGACUUAUACGAAGGAUACUCCUUUUGCAGAACAGCAAAAAGUUCUUUCUCUAGUCAAUGGCCCUUUUGGGAGGAAAAUACAUAAAACAUAAUGAUAGGGGAAAUGAUGAUGCUUAAAUGUGCUAAUAUUGAGGCUUAAAUGUGCUAAUAUUGAGACCUAGCUAUAGAAUUUUGAAGCCGUUAACUAAUAUCUUUGAUGUCACUCGGUCUGAGAACAGCUGAUAAAGGUGGAAGCCAAAACGUUUUGCUGUAAGAAUUUAAAAUUUCUGUCUUGUUUCUAGUCACUAUAAAGUGUGUGUGUGUGUGUGUGUGUGUGUGUACACACUAGUCUUCUGGUUGUAAAUGGUUUUAACUUUUAACUUAUUUUGAUUCUGCAUUUUAUAUACAGGUAGUUGUAACCUACUUAGGAACCUUAUGAUGGGUAAGAAAUACAAUAAAUCAAGCAUAGCCAAUGAAGUGUGUUCCAGAUGUUUCUGGAUUAUAACUCCUGACAUUCAUGACCAUUGGCCAUGGGGCUGAUGGGAGUUGGAGUCUUAAGCACAUCUGGUGGGCACCAUGUUGUUAACCCCUGAAAUGCCAUUACUACUUAGGGAUAGAGAACCUAUGGCACUUCAGCUGUUGUUGAAUUCUAACUUCUGUCAUGCCUGACCAUUGGCUGCUGGGGGUCCAUCUGGUGGGCCACAAGUUCCCCACCUUUGACUUAAAAUGUUUCUAAUCAUAUGAAUUAAGCAUCUGUUAAUGCUAAGCAAGCUGGUGUGCUGUAAGCUUCUCACAUUUCAUGAUGUAAAAUACAUGGUUUUUAAAUUCAUUUAAUUCAA
This is a messenger RNA of Podarcis muralis (Common wall lizard), 3241 nucleotides long. RefSeq names its product sulfatase modifying factor 1 (gene SUMF1). Gene Ontology annotation, biological process: protein oxidation. The record is from RefSeq and is a predicted model, not a curated record. Lineage: Eukaryota; Metazoa; Chordata; Lepidosauria; Squamata; Lacertidae. Gene Ontology annotation, cellular component: endoplasmic reticulum. Gene Ontology annotation, molecular function: formylglycine-generating oxidase activity.